GACUACCAGAGCUUCUCUCUGUCCAACAUUCUAGUUCCAAGGCAGAACUCUCUUCUGUUCCAGGUCACCAGAGCCUUCAGCCUAAUGAGAGCCACAAUGAAACUGAAGCAAGGAUCAUUUCUGUGGUACCUCUAUCUGGACAAGCUGUACUGCCUGUUAUCUGUGAGGAACGUGAAGGCCUUGCUGGAAUAUUUUCACCUUCUUGACGUACACCACAACAACACAUUGAACGAUGUGCUGUUCUAUCACUUCCUUCACCACGUGACCAGCUGGAAACGGACGCAGAUCAUGGUCGUGUUUAACAUGCUGGACUGGAACGCUACGGGCGAGAUUGGUUUUGACCAGUUCUACAUGUUGGUAUGCAUCCUGCUGGCACAACAGAACCACUUGGAAGAGCAAUUUAUCUUCCGCCAUUCCCGGCCUGUCUUUGAGCUGCUUGACCUGGACGGGGAGCUGAGAAUUGGUCCAGACAACUUCCACAUGUACAACUUUCUCUUCAAUAUUAAGAAACAGGACCUCAAAGAGCUCUACCAUGACUUUGACAUCACAGGUGACCGUCGUCUUAAUUACAAGGAAUUUAAGCUGUUUACUAUCUUCACCAUGGACAAAUACCAGGAGAGGCAGAAAGCAGAGAAAGAUGAAGAGAAAGGGAAAAAGGAUCUGCUCAAAAAGAAAAGGCUACAUCAAGUUAAUGUGAACCUCAAACAGUUUCUUGGAAUAAAUGUAUCUGAAAGUAGAAUAUAA
Ailuropoda melanoleuca (giant panda) is the source of this 744-nucleotide messenger RNA. It is a transcript of the gene EFCAB9, whose product is annotated as EF-hand calcium binding domain 9. Gene Ontology annotation, biological process: sperm capacitation; flagellated sperm motility. Bases 85 to 744 code for a protein of 219 amino acids. The record is from RefSeq and is a predicted model, not a curated record. NCBI's taxonomy places the organism in Eukaryota, Metazoa, Chordata, Mammalia, Carnivora, Ursidae. Gene Ontology annotation, cellular component: cytoplasm; sperm principal piece. Gene Ontology annotation, molecular function: calcium ion sensor activity; calcium ion binding. The transcript is spliced from 4 exons.